AAGCCCUUUGCAAAGUGACUUACAAUACUCUCUUCUCAAACCCCAUUUAGCUAUAUAAUAAUCAAGUUCUAAUAUCUUUCUUGAUCCUCAUGGCACCUCAUGGAGAUUCUCUUCCUAGCUCUUUGUCUAGGAACAACAACAUAUCAAAGCCACCAAAGCUCUCAUCUGAUCACCUUCAACGAACAGUCUCAGACAUUUCAUUUGAGUUAACCAAAGAAAGGAUUGAUUUGAAACUUCCACCAAUAUCUGAGGUUGAAGAUGCAAAGUGUGAGUGCUGUGGGAUGUGUGAGGAGUGCACACCAGAGUACAUAGAUCGUGUGCGUGACAAGUUCCUUGGGAAGUGGGUGUGUGGGUUAUGUGCUGAGGCAGUGAAGGAAGAGUUGGAGAAAAAUGGAGGAAAAAAAGAAGAGGCUUUAAGUGCACAUAUGAGUGCAUGUGUUAGGUUCAACAAAUAUGGUAGGGCUUUCCCAGUUCUGUUUCAAGCUCAAGCCAUGAAAGAGAUGCUGAAAAAGAACAACAAUCUAGCAGAUGGUGGAAGAAGGGCCAAGUCCAUUAGCCCCAGGGACAAAGGAGGGUUAAAGAAAGGAGGGAUUGCUCGUAGUUCAAGUUGCAUUCCAGCAAUUACAAGAGAGAUUAAUGAUAUUAAAAUAGCCAAUUAAUAUUACUAUAAGUGUAAUCUUUUUUUUUUCUAAGUUGGUUUUUAAUAUUUAGGUGUAGAGGACAUGGUUUUGUACCAUAAUUUUUAUAUGCUGACUACUACACUAGCUACUAGGUUUUCCAUUGAAUCUCAUGUAUUAAGAGCCUCGCGCGCAUCUCAUUUCCACUGGUUUCCAAAAACUUCCAUGACCCUUGUUGUCUUGCUAACAGUUGUGCAAGUAAUGCGUGCAAGUAUACGCGACAACAAGUAAUAUAGGGCUGUUAUAAGUCCUAGUUAUCGUUCCCACAAGGAUCGUUGGCGUUUUGAAAUGACUAAAAUUUGUAAUUGCUUAAA
Gastrolobium bilobum is the source of this 991-nucleotide messenger RNA. RefSeq lists its product as uncharacterized. The transcript has a single exon. NCBI's taxonomy places the organism in Eukaryota, Viridiplantae, Streptophyta, Magnoliopsida, Fabales, Fabaceae. The record is from RefSeq and is a predicted model, not a curated record. Bases 90 to 659 code for a protein of 189 amino acids.